Daldinia loculata is the source of this 2249-nucleotide messenger RNA. Its product is annotated as putative GMC oxidoreductase. NCBI's taxonomy places the organism in Eukaryota, Fungi, Ascomycota, Sordariomycetes, Xylariales, Hypoxylaceae. Bases 270 to 2048 code for a protein of 592 amino acids. Gene Ontology annotation, molecular function: flavin adenine dinucleotide binding; oxidoreductase activity, acting on CH-OH group of donors. The transcript is spliced from 2 exons. The record is from RefSeq and is a predicted model, not a curated record.
GUAAACUCGGGCAUAUCCCUCGUAAACUCGGGCAAAGCACAGAAUUACCAAGCAGCGGUUACAGAAGAGCAGAUCACAGACUGUACGAGAGGGUGAACGUAUACUGCAUGAUCCCCGGUACUACGUAAAUAAAUGUACCUUAGGGAACAGGCAUGUAAGCCCACUGACCAUACUAUUUUGCUCGUUCUUCCAGUCGUGGUCGGUUCACUCGGAUUUACUAUAUGCUUUUUUGUAACACGACUUAAACUUCGCCAUAUCGUGUAGACAUUAUGGCGUCCGAAAGUUUCGACUUUGUUAUCGUCGGCGGAGGACUAGCGGGCCUCGUCUUAGCAUCUCGGCUGUCAGAGGAUCCCGCCGUCCAGGUCCUUGUUAUCGAGGCAGGCGAAGAUCAGACGGCUGACCCCCGAGUCAACGUCCCUGCUAUGUGGCCUACUUUACUCAAUACCCCUUCCGCAUAUAGUUUCAGGACCGUGCCUCAGAAAGGACUUGAAAAUCGAGAGAUCUGGUUCCCCCUAGGCCGCUUGCUUGGAGGAUCUAGCGCACUAAACGGCUUAGCCUUCAGUAUAACCUCGAAAGCUAACGUCGAUGCUUGGGAAGCUCUAGGAAACCCGGGAUGGGGCUGGUCGAGCUUCUCCGAGUCCUUCAAAAAGGCGUAUAGCUUGCCUUCGGAGGGGGCAGACGCUAAAGGCCCGGUCCAACUUGCUAUCCCCGACGAAGACACUGAGUGGCCACGAGUUUGGAAGGAAACGCUUACUGCGCUCGGCUUCCCAGUAACCGAUGAUCCGUUUUCGGGGCAACUUUCCGGUGGCCUGAUCGUCACAGAUUCUUUACAUCCUACUACAAAACAGAGGAGCUACGUCGGAAAUGCGUACCUCGAGGCCGCACGACCUCGGAGCAAUCUCACCAUCUGGACCAAGGCUCUGACGGAGAAGAUCAUAUUCGACAAGUCAGAUAUUCCCGUAGCUACCGGUGUCCAAGUUAAUAAAGAUGGGGAAACGAAAAUCGUAGGAGCUCGCAAAGAGGUUAUCAUCUCAGCGGGCGCGAUCAACUCGCCCAAGGUAUUGGAGCUUUCGGGUAUCGGCGAUGCGAAACUCCUACAAUCACUUGGCAUCGACGUUGUAGUUGAUAACCCAAACGUUGGAGAGAACCUUCAAAACCACCCCUUGAUCACUUUGAGCUUCGAGACUCGAGGACAAGCCGGCUUUGAGACCAUAGACAAGCUUGCCAGGCAAGACCAGGCAGCCCUCGGUGCUGCUAUGGAAGCUUACUCAAAACAGAAGGGUCCCUUUGCCAAGAGCAAUUCGAAUAUAGCUGCACAGCUCCCAUUUCCAGGGGUAAAGAGUGAGCAAGGGAAACAAGAACUAGAGAAAGUAUUGCAAAGUGCGAGCUCUACAGUUCCCGACAAACCUACAUCGCUUGCAGAGGCCCACGAAUCGUUUGUUCGAUCCAUCCUCGCGUCACCUACCGAGGCGUCCGGAUGCUACCUCGCGAUCCCCGGUUACGCAGGAUCCAACAGCGACGGGACGAUGGCCGGCCCGCCUCCUGGAGACGAGAGUUGGCUGAGUUUUGUACUGCUCCUAGCACACCCGCUCUCGCGCGGUUCCGUACACAUCACCAAAACCUCCGCCGACUUGCCAGCCCUAGCCAUCGACCCCCAAUACUUCAGCCACCCCCUCGAUCUCGAGGUGUUCGCGCGUCAUCUACAAUUUGUGGAGAAGUUUGCCCAGACCGAACCGCUAGCCAGCGCGCUGAAGCUAGAUGGCAGACGCACGCCGACGGCGCCACCGCUGGGCAGCUUCGCGGACUUGGACAAGGUUAAGGAGUAUAUACGCAAGACGGCGGUUGGGGCGCACCAUUUUACAGGCACGUGUGCUAUGGCCCCGCGAGAGUUGGGGGGUGUUGUUGAUGCGCAGUUGCGCGUGUAUGGGACUCGGAAUCUACGUGUCUGCGAUGCGAGCAUUAUCCCUAUUACGCCUCGCACGAACCCGCAGGCUACGGUUUACGGCGUCGCGGAACAUGGGGCUCAGAUUAUAAAGGCGACCUCGUGAGAGCUGUGGGUUAAGUGGCUUACAAGAGGGCGGUGUUUUAGUGUGACGACGGUUGGAGUCUCAUCAUGGAAACCUUGUCUGGACGAAGGCACCAGACGCAAUAUGUAUGGUGUAAAGCUAUAGUUGAACGAUGCUACGAUAAUAAAUUAACAUCGAGAUUCCAUCUCACAAAGAUGAGCAAUUGACUCUUGUUGAAGAUAC